CAGCAUGGAUGUGGUGGGUGUGUGCGCCUUUCUACUGUAUUUAAGGCCCGGACCGCUCCGCAAAGCCAAGUCUGCGUCUGUGUUUGACCGAACCUCCACCCAGCAUGGCGACUGAUAAAUUACCUGCACCUCUGGGCUCCAUCGAGAACCCGAUCAAGUUUAAGGAUCAGGACUUCAGGCGCCUCCUGGAGGAGUGUCUGAAGUCCGGGGAGCUGUUCUCUGAUCCGGUCUUCACUGCCGAGCAGGAGUCCAUCGGUUUACCCGAAGACCCGGAUCCAGUGAAGGCGAUCAAGUGGCAGAGACCCAAGGAAAUCAGUGGGAGCGCUGUGUUUGUGGAGGGCACGACUGGGACCACAGAUAUCUGCCAGGGCCAACUGGGCAACUGUUGGCUGCUGGCGGCGCUGUCCUGCCUCACCAUGCACCCCAAGCUCUUUGUGAAGGUGGUGCCACCAAACCAAAGCCUGUCUGAACCGUAUGCAGGGAUCUUCCACUUUACUUUCUGGCAGUAUGGUGAGUGGGUGGAGGUGGUGGUGGAUGACAGGCUGCCAGUUCGUGAAGGCCGUCUGCUCUUCAGCUACUCUCACACCCGAAACGAGUUCUGGAGUGCCCUGGUGGAGAAGGCCUACGCCAAGUUAAUGGGAUCCUAUGGGAGCCUGAAGGGGGGCAACAUCUCUGAGGGGAUGGAGGAUUUCACAGGAGGGAUCGCGUACACGGUGGACAUCUCGUCUCGCACCCCCCGUGUCCUCUGGAGGUCUCUGACAGCGGCCCUGUCCAGAGGCAGCCUGCUCAGCUGUUUCAUUCAGGCCUACAGCUACCAGGACAUAGGUAAGGUGACAGACGACGGGCUGAUAAAGGGACACGCCUACGCCAUCACUGACUCCGACAAGGUGAAAAAUGCCUUGGAUGAAGUUUUGUUGCUGAGGCUGAGGAACCCCUGGGGAUUUGUGGAGUAUCGUGGACCCUGGAGCGACAAGGCUAAAGAGUGGGACGCUGUGGACAAAGCAGAGAAGCAGCGUAUCGAUCUGAAAAAGAGAGAAGACGGAGAGUUCUGGAUCAGUGCUGAGGACUUCUGCCGCCUCUUCAACAUCGUGGAGCUCUGCAGCUUGAAUCCUGACUCUCUUGACAUGGCCAACGCACCUGCCUCUCCAUCUACGCCUGCAUCCCAGGCUUCCUGGAACAUCAGCGAACAUGAAGGAUUCUGGGUACCGGGGAGCUCUGCUGGCGGCAGCCGCAGAUACCCCCAGACAUUUUGGAAGAAUCCUCAGUUCCAGUUGAUUCUCAGAGAGCAGGACCAGCCCGAGGAGGAAGAAGAGGAAGAGGACGAGGAGGAUGAAGAUGACGAGGUGGAGGUGACCCCGGAGGAGAAGAAAAGGGCGGAGAAGCAGAAGCAGAAAGCCAAACAGUGCACGGUGCUGGUGGAGCUGCUGCAGAAGAAUCGCAGGCAGAGGGAUAAAGUCAACUUCCUCUACGUAGCUUUCCACAUCUACAAAGUUCCUGAUGAGCUCCAGGGUGUGUGUCUGGGCCGUGACUUCUUCUUGAAAAAUCGCCCUGUGGGACGAUCUGGGAAAUAUCAGGCUCAGAGGGGUGUGUGGAGGAAGCUGCAUCUGGACCCGGGAAACUACAUCAUCGUGGGAUCCACCUAUCGACCCAACAAGCCCGGAGAUUUCUUUGUCCGCAUUUUCUCCAAGACUGGAAACACUCUGGGGACUCAGGACUUCACCUGCUCCUCUGGCUUCCUCCCGGUUAUGGCGACUCCAGUCACUCCUCAGGAUCACAGCAGAGUUAAGAAGACUUUUGAUGAGGAGGCCGGACCUGAUGACAGACUGAACGCAAAGAUGUUCAUGAAAAUGUUGAACUCAGCUCUCGACAGAGAUUACCAUCUGCCCCUGGAGACGUGCAGACAGCUCAUCUUUGGAGAGGACACUAAAGGAAGCUCCCGUCUCAGCCGGGAACAAGCAGAGACCCUGCUGUCCAGUGUGCACAAACUGCAGUCCAUCUUUUUCCAGUUUGAUGUGGACUCUUCUGGGACAAUGAGCCCCUUUGAGCUCACCUCAGCUCUGGAAGCUGUCGGAAUGCAGUGUGAUGGAAAGGUAAUUCAGCUGCUGUCGGAGCGCUUUGCGUCCGGAGAGCUUCACAUGCCCUUCCACAGUUUUGUGUCAUGUUUCACCAGACUACGCAAGCUCUUUGCUCUGUAUGAUUCACAGACCAGUGAGGAGGUGAAAAACAAAGGGAUCAAUGCUUGGCUCAUGCAGUUUGUGAUGCUGUGAAGAUGCUUCAUGAAGACGUCUCCCCACAGUCACUGAAGGCUGUUGUUUACAAAACAGAAACAAAUUACACAAGACUGCAAAACUGUUCUUUGAUAUGUUCCUUAGUACAAUUAUGGCUAGGAUAGUUUAUGCUUUGCUGCCUUUUGAUCUAGCUUCAUCUUUCAACUAUUCUCAUACAUCUGGCUAUAGUCUUGAUUUAAAAUGUAGAGUUCUUUCUGGAGGCCAUUAGGAGCCUGGCUCAGGGGCCCAUGGGCCAGAGCCUCUGUUGAAGAGUAGACUGUAUAUAAAGAUGGACGACAUGACGGCUACACCACUUGACAGUCCAGCAACCCACUGUCUCAUAACCCAUCUAUGCAGAGUAUGUAGCCCCAUCAUUUAAAUGUAUGUAUUCUAUUGUAAUACUAUUAUAUAAGUACUCAUUACAUAUACUAUCAUAUUGUAAUAAACUGUCAAAAUAGUAAGUCAAAUAAUAGUAUCACAUUAUUACAUAUAAGUUUACAGCUGUCUUAACUCUCUUUGCCGUCUUUCAAUAGCAUUGAUGAUCAAAUAAAAGAAAGUGCUUUGACAUUGCUUUGAACACCUGAAUAUAAUCCACACUAUUAAACCAACUCCUAAAGCAAUCA
This is a messenger RNA of Pleuronectes platessa (European plaice), 2890 nucleotides long. It is a transcript of the gene capn12, whose product is annotated as calpain 12. The record is from RefSeq and is a predicted model, not a curated record. Gene Ontology annotation, biological process: negative regulation of apoptotic process; proteolysis. Gene Ontology annotation, molecular function: calcium-dependent cysteine-type endopeptidase activity; calcium ion binding. Bases 105 to 2267 code for a protein of 720 amino acids. Gene Ontology annotation, cellular component: cytoplasm. Lineage: Eukaryota; Metazoa; Chordata; Actinopteri; Pleuronectiformes; Pleuronectidae. The transcript is spliced from 22 exons.